This is a messenger RNA of Neolamprologus brichardi, 2187 nucleotides long. NCBI's taxonomy places the organism in Eukaryota, Metazoa, Chordata, Actinopteri, Cichliformes, Cichlidae. The record is from RefSeq and is a predicted model, not a curated record.
UUGCAGGGAUCAGUCUGGGUGUUGUGGUCAGAGAGUACGCGUCCCUGUCGCAUCUCUACAAGCAGUACUUUGGCUUCCCCGGAGAGAUCCUGAUGCGAAUGCUGAAGCUGGUCAUUCUUCCUCUGAUCAUUUCAAGCAUGAUAACAGGUGUUGCAGCCUUAGACUCCGAGGUGUCAGGAAAGAUCGGUCUGCGAGCCGUCGUUUAUUACUUCUCAACAACUAUCAUUGCAGUUGUUCUCGGAAUUAUUCUAGUGAUGACUAUCAAACCGGGCGUGUCUCAGACAGCGGAGCACAUCGACAGAGCUGGGACUCCUCCUGAUGUCACUACAGUCGACACACUGUUGGACCUGCUCAGAAACAUGUUUCCUGAAAAUCUGGUGCAGGCUUGUUUUCAGCAGUACAAAACAAAACGCAAAGAAGUGGAGCCUGAGAAGCUUUCAGUGAACAGCAGCACAGUGCCCCCUCUCACGACCACCAUCAUGGCUGUGAUGGAGAACAUCACAAAGGACUACACAAUCGUCGGCACGUAUUCCGAUGGAGUCAAUGUGUUGGGCCUUAUCGUGUUCUGCGUUGCGUUCGGCCUCGUCAUUGGGAAGAUGGGAGAAAAGGGUCGAAUCCUGCUGGACUUUUUUGAUGCCUUAAAUGAAGCAACAAUGAAACUGGUCCAGAUAAUUAUGUGCUACAUGCCUGUAGGGAUCCUGUUCCUUAUUGCUGCAAAGAUCAUCGAGGUAGAAGACUGGGAGAUCUUCAGGAAGAUGGGUCUUUAUAUGGUGACGGUGCUGAGCGGUCUAGCUAUCCACGCCACCGUCUGUCUGCCCCUCAUCUUCUUCGUCAUUGUGAGGAAGAAUCCGUAUACGUUCACUCUAGGAAUGGCUCAGGCCCUGGUGACAGCACUUAUGAUCUCCUCCAGCUCGGCAACCCUGCCUGUCACCUUUCGAUGUGCUGAGGAGAACAACUGCAUCGACAAGAGGAUCACCCGCUUUGUGCUCCCAGUCGGCGCCACCAUUAACAUGGACGGCACGGCGCUGUACGAGGCAGUGGCUGCUAUCUUCAUCGCCCAGCUGAAUGAUUAUGCUCUGGAUGUAGGCCAGAUUGUUACCAUCAGUAUAACAGCCACAGUUGCCAGCAUUGGAGCAGCAGGAGUGCCUAACGCUGGGCUUGUCACCAUGGUGAUAGUUUUAACAGCUGUUGGCUUACCUGCAAGUGAUGUCACUCUGAUAGUUGCAGUCGAUUGGCUACUGGAUCGCUUCCGCACUAUGAUCAACGUCCUUGGCGACGCGUACGGAGCCGGCAUUGUUCAGAAACUCUCCAAGAGGGAGCUAGAACGGAUGGACCUGACAUCAGACAUGGAUGUCGCCAACCCUUUCGCCCUGGAAGCCACUUUGGAUGACGAAGAGUGUGAGAAGAAGUCCUACGUGAACGGAGGCUUCACGGUUGACAAGACGGAUGCGAUCUCCUUCACGGAGACGUCCCAGUUUUAGCCUGUGGCUGGUUCAGUCGUGAGAGGAACGUGCACGGAGAGAAGCUAUCCAUCCGGACCCAUCCCAGGACCGACGUUAGCAAUAGCAGCCUUCAUUAAGCUAACCGAAGAUUGCCACCCUUCAAGCUGGGCAUUUCCAACUACGACUAGAUUAAAGUGCUUCCUUCAUUAUCUCAGAUCACGCCAUGAUUCAAAAAGUCUGUUUUCUCAAUAAGAGUUUUUCUUUUCUCGCAAAGAUGAACUCAAACGAAGAGCUUUUUGCUAGUGUGUGUGUGUGUGUGUGCGUGUGCGUGCAUCUUUUAAGGUGAGCCUGAUGACUUUUGCAAAAACACAGUAUCACGUAAACACUGCUUCAUGAAUAAAAACUAACUGUACUUCCUGUGUGGACACUAAUCCUCAGAAACUCUUUUCCUUUGCAUGGCUCUGUUGAGUGUAUGUCCCAUGAUGCAGUGCUUGUAUAUCUAUCUGUAUCUUUAAACUGUGCCAAACUUGUUUUUCACCAAGCUGCAUGAAGCUAAAUGUCUAAGCUGGUUACUGGUUUCCUGUGUGGGCCUUGCAGAGACAAAGUCAGUGGACACUGUGGAAUUUGAGAACAUUUUUUCUAACAUUUCCUGUCACGUUGCAAAAUAAGAAUGAAUAAUCAUGUAUGUAUUCAGUCAGUGUGGGGAAACAUAUGGACCCCGAAAUAAACAGCUACUACAACACGA